ACCUAUUAACUUCUCUUCUGCCAAAUCGAGACUUGCAGCUUCACAGUUCUUUAGGAACAAGUGGUCAAUUUCCCAUUAAUUAAAUUUAAAUACGUUCAAUUUUCAAACAUGUAUUAUUUUCUUGAGCCGUUAAAAGUGCCCCCCGUGAUUAAUUGAUUUAAUUCUAUUCACUCCUAUAAAUGAUAAGUCACCCCACACUGGCUCCUUCACACCCAAUCAAGAUGCUUCAGUUACACUUGUGUGCUACAUUGGUCAUCUUUUUAAUCCUACCAUUUUCUUCUUUCACCUAUGCUUUCACUUCCCAACAAUAUGCAGAUGCACUCACCAAAUCAAUUUUGUUCUUCGAAGGCCAACGGUCCGGCAAGUUACCGACUAAUCAACGUGUCAAAUGGCGGGCUGAUUCCGCGUUACAUGAUGGUUCUUCGGCAAAUGUGGACCUGGUUGGAGGUUAUUAUGAUGCAGGGGAUAAUGUGAAGUUUGGGCUGCCAAUGGCCUUCACCACCACAAUGCUUGCAUGGAGUAUCAUUGAAUUUGGUGAUCAUAUGAAAUCUGAAUUAGGGAAUGCGAAAGCCGCCCUUCGGUGGAGCUCGGAUUAUCUUGUGAAAGCGGCCACAGCCACCCCCGGCACCUUAUAUGUGCAGGUGGGUGAGCCUUACUCCGAUCAUCGUUGUUGGGAGAGGCCCGAAGAUAUGGACACACCACGGAACGUGUACAAGGUGUCGGCUCAAAACCCGGGUUCUGAUGUGGCUGCAGAGACCGCAGCUGCGCUAGCUGCGGCGUCAAUUGUGUUUCAAGGCUCCGAUCCUUCUUAUUCGCACAAAUUACUACAAACAGCAAAAAAUGUGUUUGAUUUAGCAAACAAGUAUAGAGGCUCUUAUAGCGACUCGCUAGGCUCGGUUGUCUGCCCGUUUUACUGCUCAUACUCUGGAUACAAUGACGAAUUGCUGUGGGGAGCAGCAUGGAUCCAUAGAGCGUCUCAGGACGGUUCGUAUAUGUCUUACAUUCAAUCAAACGGUCACAUGUUAGGUUCGGAUGACGAUGACUUCUCCUUCAGUUGGGACGAUAAACGAGCAGGAACAAAAGUUCUUCUAGCAAAAGACUUCAUCGAAAACAAAAUCGACCAGUUUGAGUUGUAUAAACAACACUCGGAUAACUACAUUUGUUCGUUAAUCCCAGGAGCACCAAAUUCACAAGCGCGAUACACUCCAGGCGGGCUGUUGUAUAAACAAGGCGAAAGCAAUCUCCAAUACGUCACGACUUCCUCGUUCCUGUUGCUAACGUACGCCAAGUAUCUUAACGCAAACGGCGGGCACGCUUCUUGUGGGUCUGCAAUAGUGACAUCCGAGACGCUUAUAGUACAAGCGAAGAAGCAGAUUGAUUAUAUAUUGGGUGAUAACCCGAUGAAAAUGUCGUACAUGGUUGGAUUCGGGGACAGAUACCCUACACGCGUCCACCAUAGAGGGUCAUCUGUGCCAUCUGUUCGUAAUCAUCCGGAUCGCAUAUCCUGUGACGCUGGACAUCAGUACUUUAGUUCUGGGUCGCCUAACCCGAAUACGCAUGUUGGAGCGAUUGUGGGAGGCCCGGAUAGUAAUGAUAAGUAUGGAGAUGACCGGAGUAAUUAUAGCCAAUCCGAGCCAGCUACGUAUAUUAAUGCACCAUUUGUCGGGGCGGCAGCGUUCUUCUCAGGACAUUGAAAUGAUUAGUGUUUGGUGUUAAGUAUUGGAUGUUUGAGGAUUGAGAGAUGUUAGUAAGGACAUCUAUUAUCCCAUAUUCUUGGCUAGUUAAGCUUUUUAUGUUAAUGAGUUAAAUUGCUUGUUGGUAAGUUAAGAAAAUGUUUUGAUGUAGGCCUACAAGAAGUAUAAAAUGUUUGGGCUUAAUCCAAGUGUUUGAUGAAUUGAGUGAA
Molecule: messenger RNA, 1903 nt
Organism: Helianthus annuus (common sunflower)
Lineage: Eukaryota; Viridiplantae; Streptophyta; Magnoliopsida; Asterales; Asteraceae
Product: endoglucanase 1
Exons: 5
Coding region: 180-1694 (504 amino acids)
Biological process (GO): carbohydrate metabolic process
Molecular function (GO): hydrolase activity, hydrolyzing O-glycosyl compounds
Source: RefSeq, a predicted model, not a curated record